AUGGUUCGAAGCUAUAGAAAAUACGAGCCCGCUCAGGUCUUCGGCACCGUCUGCACCGCCUCCUCCAACUCAGUCUGGUCUUCCGAUGGAUCGAGUCGCAAUGCUGGAUCUGGAAGAGCUUUUGUCGGUGCCAACGAGGAGGUUCUGUGCUGGGACGUGAAGAAGGGGGAACUGCUCUCGCGGUGGCAGGACAAAGACAACAGGAGCGAAGUGACGAGCAUAUCACAAUGCGAUGUCCAACCCGAUCUGUUCGCCGUGGGAUAUGCAGACGGAUCGAUACGAAUAUGGGACUCGCUGUCAGGACAAAUUGUCGUUAGCUUCAACGGCCAUAGAAGCGCGGUGACACAUCUUCAGUUCGACCGCGAAGGAUCGAGGCUUGCAAGCGGAAGCAAAGACAGCGAUAUCAUCAUCUGGAACUUGCUCUCGGAAACGGCCGAGUUCAAAUUGCGAGGCCACAAGGACCAGAUCACUGGCUUGUCGUUUCUUCGAACCCCAGUCUCGCCACGAGACGAUACAGACGAGAUUGUCAACGGUGACUUGCAGGAUGAGCUGGAAGAGAAGUAUCUACUUUCAACCUCGAAAGAUGCUCUGGUCAAGAUUUGGGACCUCACAACUCCACACUGCAUCGAGACACAUGUCGCGCAGACUAGCGGCGAAUGCUGGGCGCUUGGACUCAGUCCUGACGGAGCUGGCUGUAUCACCGCUGGGAACGAGGGCGAGUUGAAGGUCUGGCAGAUAGAUCUCAGUGGCCUCGCAAGACUUGACAGCAACAUCGGCGAGAGCAAGAAGCACGACUACCUUACAAGCCGCGGUAUCAUCAACCGACAGGGCAAAGACAGAACCAUCGGAAUCUCGUUCCAUCCGAAACAGGACUACAUCGCGAUUCAUGGUUCAGAGAAGGCGGUGGAAUUGUGGCGGAUUCGAAAUCCCGACGAAAUACACGGACUCAUGCAACGCAAGCGUAGAAGAAGACGGGAGAAAGCUGCUGCUGCUGGUGAAACACUUCCACUUGAAAAGGACGAUGGUUUGGAAGCUCCGGAAAUCAGCGACGUGUUUACACCUUAUGUGAUUGUCAGGACGGGAGGCAAGAUUCGGUCAGUGAACUGGAUGGCAAUCGGUGGAAAGACUGCGAAAAAUCUGCAACUGCUGGCCUCAACCACGAACAACCAGCUCGAACUGUACAGCGUCGUCUCUCAUCGCGCAAAGGAGAAGUCUGGAAGCAGGGAGGCGCCCGAAUACAACCGAUCUCUUGCCGUUGAACUCCCUGGCCACCGCACCGAUGUUCGUACGCUCGCUCUCUCGUCAGAUGACCGCAUGCUUGCCAGUGCAUCUACAGGCGCACUGAAAGUCUGGAAUCUUCGUACACAGUCGUGUCUCAGAACGCUGGAGUGUGGUCAAGCGCUUUGCUCUUCAUUCUUACCCGGAGACCGUAUGGUGCUUCUGGGCACCAAGACUGGAGAGCUCGAGCUGUACGAUAUCAGCACCAGUACACUUGUGGAGAAGUUUCAGGCACACGAAGGCGCGAUCUGGACACUGGCAGUACAUCCUGAUGGCCGUUCAGUGGUGACUGGCUCGGCCGACAAGAGCGCUAAAUUCUGGCGAUUCGAUGUUGUUGACGAAGAGAUCCCCGGCACCCGAAGAACCACGCAAAGACUCAAGCUCACGCAAACAAGGCUGUUAAAAGUCGCGGACGAUGUGCUUUCACUCUGCUUUUCGCCCGACCACAAAUACAUUGCGCUGAGCACACUCGACAAUACUGUCAAGCUUUUCUUCGUGGAUAGCCUGAAGCAGUACCACAUCCUCUACGGUCACAAACUACCCGUACUCAACAUAAGCAUCAGCAGCGACUCGAAGCUGAUUGCAACAUGUUCUGCAGACAAGAACGUCAGAAUCUGGGGCAUGGACUUUGGAGACUGUCACAAAGCUUUCUUCGCGCAUCAGGACAGUGUCAUGCAGGUCGGCUUCAUCUCACAUCCCGUGGAAACUGACGAAAAGCAUACCGUCUUCAGCGCGAGUAAAGACGGAGUCGUGAAGAUUUGGGAUGGCGAUAAGUUUGAGCAGAUUCAGAAGCUCGAAGGUCACCACGGCGAGAUCUGGGCCAUGGUGGUCAGCCGAACAGGCGAGACUGUCGUCACAGCCUCGCACGACAAGAGCAUGCGAACCUGGCAAGUCGGCGAUGAUUUGAUUUUCCUCGAAGAAGAGCGAGAACGUGAACUGGAAGAGAUGUAUGAAUCGACACUCGCCCAGAACAUGGACCGCGACUUCCAAGACGAGGACGAGCAGAACGCCGAAGUCGCCGCCGCCAGCAAACAAACAAUCUCCACUCUCACCCACGGCGAGAAGAUCAUGGAAGCUCUCGAAGUAGGCCUCACCGACCUCGAACUCAUGCGAGCCUACGAACGCGACAAAUUUCACAACCCCAAGCUGGCCAUUCCCCAACGCAACCCCAUCUUCCUCGCGUUAGGGAACAUCUCCGCCUCGCAACACGUCCUGCGCACCCUCCAAAAGGUCCCCACCCCCGCCCUCAACGACGCCCUCCUCGUCAUCCCCUUCAGCACCCUUCCCACCCUCUUCACCUUCCUCGCCCUCUUCCUCCAAAACCGCAUGGCGCCGGAGCUCGCCUGGCGAAUCACAUACUUCAUGCUGCAAGCGCACAUGACGCAGAUUGUUGCGAGCAAGCAGCUCAAGCCGCUGUUGACGGAUGUGCUGGUGGCGUAUGAGGCCUGGCAAGAAGAGGAUAAGAGAGUUAUGGGGUUCAAUCUCGCGGGGUUGGAGAUUAUGAGUAGGGAGGUUAGGGAGAAUGAAGUGCAUGGGGCGUAUUUGGAUGAGACGGUGGCUGCUGAGGAGGAGGAGGUUUUGCAGAAGGGGAGGAAGAAGAGGGGGUUUGCUAGUGUUGCGUAG
Molecule: messenger RNA, 2901 nt
Organism: Zasmidium cellare ATCC 36951
Lineage: Eukaryota; Fungi; Ascomycota; Dothideomycetes; Mycosphaerellales; Mycosphaerellaceae
Exons: 2
Coding region: 1-2901 (966 amino acids)
Biological process (GO): maturation of SSU-rRNA
Cellular component (GO): Pwp2p-containing subcomplex of 90S preribosome; small-subunit processome
Molecular function (GO): protein binding; snoRNA binding
Source: RefSeq, a predicted model, not a curated record